UCGGUCGGCUCGGCAGUGAAGCGAGCGAGGUCGGCCCGACGGCCAGUGAGACAUAAUCCUCUGCGCGCACGGAACGCUUGCCGGCUGCUCGCGAUAUCGCGCGUAAUAUCACGACAACAUAAAUUAAAUAAAUACUUUCCUAAACACCAUAAAUAUUGAACACUUCAUUUAAUACAUCAUAUAAUAAAAUCACGAAUUUUAGUCACAAAUAAAAUAAUUAAUUGCAAUGUUUAUGUUUUUCGCGAAACAAAAAUAUGAACUGAGGAGCUUAUAGACUUAGUUUUGUUUUAUAAAUCGAUUGUGAGAAACUUUUGAAGAUGAUGAUGGCUAGUGCGAAACUGGUGAGGGACUGCAGCUCGGAGCUGAGCUCGGACGUGCGGUCCCUGUCCGUGGCCUCCUCCACGGAGGAGCAGGAGUCCACCACCACGGAGUCUGAAUACACCGAGGAGGAAAAGGAGUACGAACUCGAAGACCUACAGAUAUUGAAAACUAUUGGUACCGGCACGUUCGGUCGCGUGUGCUUGUGUCGUGACAAAGCUGCUGAUGAGUAUCUGGCAAUGAAGAUACUGUCCAUGGCUGACGUUAUACGUCUCAAACAAGUGGACCACGUCAUGAACGAGAAGAACAUUCUCGCAGAGAUCAAUCAUCCCUUCAUUGUGAACUUGCGGUGGUGGACGCACGACGACUCCUGCAUCUACAUGCUCUUUGACUACGUCUGCGGGGGCGAGCUCUUCUCCUACCUAAGAACCGCCGGCAGAUUCAGCAACAGUAUUGGUAACUUCUACGCAUCGGAAAUCGUAUCAGCUCUAGAGUAUCUGCAUGCGCGCAACAUCGUGUACCGGGACUUGAAACCGGAGAACCUUCUCCUGGCCAAGGAUGGACAUCUGAAGAUCACGGACUUCGGGUUCGCGAAGAAGCUGACGGAUAGAACUUGGACCCUGUGCGGCACCCCGGAGUAUCUCGCGCCUGAGAUCAUACAGAGCAAAGGGCAUAACAAGGCUGUUGAUUGGUGGGCAUUGGGAGUACUUAUAUACGAAAUGCUGGUUGGUUACCCUCCGUUCUACGACGACAACCCGUUCGGUAUCUACGAGAAGAUAUUGAACGGUCGAGUGGAGUGGCCGAGACACCUGGACCCUGUGGCCAAGGACAUCAUCAAGAAACUCCUCGUCCAAGACCGAACCAAGAGGCUGGGCAACAUGAAGUGCGGUACUGAAGACGUCAAAAGGCACAGAUGGUUCAAGCACAUAGACUGGGCUGACGUCUUCAUGAAGAAACUUCAGCCACCGAUAAUGCCGGCGGUGUCGUACGAGGGAGACACGUCCAACUUCGAUGAGUACCCAGAAACAGACUGGAAGUCAGUUCGCUCACUCGACUCCGACGAACUCAAACUGUUCGCCAACUUUUGAUGCCACCACUCAACUACCAAUGGUUAAAAUAAGUUCAUAGAUAAAUACCCAAAGGAAAGGCUUAGUACAGGUCGCCUAAUUAUGAAAUUACUUACAGAAAGUAUUUUUUCAUAUUAUAUUUAACACUUAAUUAAGUCUAUUUGUUAGAGGCCAAGCAGGGCGUUUGCAGUCGUUAGGAAACCGUCCGUAUUAGAGUAGAGUGAAUUGUAUUUAAUGAAUAACCUAUUUGAUUGUCUAAUUGUGUUUAGGCUGGCUGGAGUCAUUCGUACCUAGAUUCCUAAGUAGAUAAGGGAUUUAACUAACAAAAAAAUUUACGUAAUUCUCAAUUGAGUUAUAUUAUAAUCUUAAAUUAAACUUUUCAAAUCAAAUAGGUCCGAUUCAAAGCUAGGUUAAUUUUGAAGACACUAAUUUUCGUAAUUUAAAUUUAGAAUUUUACUCAACUUUCGAUUGAGACUGCAAUCCCUUCUUCUUAAUAGUAACAUUGAAUACCAGUGCCCCUGUUUCACCUAUACUUGUGUAACAUGCUUGUGUGUUUGUAAUAAUGUCUACCAAUUCACGAGUUGUACCGAUAUUGUUUAGUUUGGCUUCGGUCAGUCCGCCAGGCGGUAUCGUUGAGUAUUUCCUGUGUGUGCAUUUAUAAAGAACAGCUGGCGUUAAAAACCUUAGUAAACAAUAAGAGAAAUCAUUACUUAUUAACAUUUCACAUUUCAUCUUUAUUUAAUAAUAAAUAUUGUACAUUUGACGUACAUGCCUCAGUCUGUUCGCCGAGAGGCUUAGAAAAGUGUAAAUAUUAAUAUAUAAGUUUAUGCAUUACAUUUCCAAUGCUUUCUAGUUCAAAUGUUAGUGUGUAAGAUAGAAUAGUUUGUCAACAAUGGCAAAUAUUUUGAUUUGUGAUUGAGUAUGUUAUAAUAUUUUCCUUUAACUUAAUCAUAUAGAAUAUUACAUAUUAAUUAUAUUUUUGUUUCCCGUAUACAAUGUUUGAAUGUGGAAGGUAGCGCCAUCUAGUAAGUGAGAUUAUAAACUAAAUAAUUUACAAUUGUUUACUGUGAAAGUAGAUUCUUUGCACAUCCUAUAUUCUAAAUUGGAAUGUUAAAUAAUUUGUAAUAGAUCUAGAUUUUACAGUAGUCACAUUCAAUGAUUAGUUUAAUAUCAUUAAAAGAUCUCACAAA
This is a messenger RNA of Trichoplusia ni (cabbage looper), 2575 nucleotides long. RefSeq names its product protein kinase DC2 (gene Pka-C3). The record is from RefSeq and is a predicted model, not a curated record. The transcript has 7 exons. The coding region runs from base 318 to 1406 and encodes 362 amino acids. Gene Ontology annotation, molecular function: protein serine/threonine kinase activity; ATP binding. Gene Ontology annotation, biological process: protein phosphorylation. Lineage: Eukaryota; Metazoa; Arthropoda; Insecta; Lepidoptera; Noctuidae.